Messenger RNA from Drosophila ficusphila, 622 nucleotides. RefSeq lists its product as uncharacterized. The transcript is spliced from 4 exons. The coding region runs from base 57 to 470 and encodes 137 amino acids. The record is from RefSeq and is a predicted model, not a curated record. NCBI's taxonomy places the organism in Eukaryota, Metazoa, Arthropoda, Insecta, Diptera, Drosophilidae.
ACUCCGGCGAGUUCUGUUUUCCAAGUGGACCACUCUAAAGGCCAGCAAUUGGAAACAUGAACAUUCUCAUUGUCCUUGUGGUGGUAUCCGUGUUCCUAAACUUUAUUGAAGCAGCCCCGAACGUGGAUAUUUCAAAUGAAGAACUAAUGGAUGGAAAAUAUCUUUGCGAAGCUGGCUCAAAGAAGUACGAAGGAUCCUUUAUAGUAAGAUUGAUUUCCGCUGCAAAUGGACAAUCAGUCGUUUGCUACGAGUGCAGCCCGUCUGAUUUUAAAGCGAAGUACUCUGUGAAACCCUGCGGAGAUCGGUUUAUGCCUGGAAAGAUGGGAGCAAGUCACCACAGAGACUUGGUUCCGUACCUGGUCAGAAUGGACCCGGUGUACAGGGACACCUGGAACAGUAAACUGAAAAGAAACUUCGAUGAGAUCGACAAGGCUUCCGCCAGCUUCAGCAUUCUCAACCAACUCGUCUAGUAAUACACGUCCAAGCCACUGUAAACGCUCAAGAACACGGACACCGCUAAAAUCACGAAUAUACUCUUAAAAUGCUUCAUGUCAAGGGAUUAUAGAAAAUAAAAAACGUGCAUCCUCAUACCUACUAUCAAUAAAAUGACCAUGUUCUGUUA